Molecule: messenger RNA, 4212 nt
Organism: Aedes albopictus (Asian tiger mosquito)
Lineage: Eukaryota; Metazoa; Arthropoda; Insecta; Diptera; Culicidae
Product: zinc finger protein 184
Exons: 10
Coding region: 389-2521 (710 amino acids)
Biological process (GO): regulation of transcription by RNA polymerase II
Cellular component (GO): nucleus
Molecular function (GO): zinc ion binding; DNA-binding transcription factor activity, RNA polymerase II-specific; RNA polymerase II transcription regulatory region sequence-specific DNA binding
Source: RefSeq, a predicted model, not a curated record
AUAGUAUAUUUUACGAAACGACAACAGUGUUGAUAUUGAUAUUAACACUCAUGGGCUUGGGCGCAACCUCCUGUCAAAUUUUCAUUCAUGAAAUGAGCGAUCAGCUGAUCCGAAACGUCUCGUAAAAUGGUUCAUACGAUUUUCAACGAAAAAGUGAAGGAGGUGACGUCUAUCAGAAAAAAAACGUAGAACUAAACAGUGUGGCCCGGCACAAUCAACUCCAUUAUCAACAAAUUGGUUUCAAGCUUUGCACGACUCUGGUAAAACAGACUCUGAUCUGAUGUAAAUGCAAACAUAAACAUAUACUGAUCGUUGUGAGCUUGAUUUGUGUUCAUAUUUUGUAUUAUAUUCCAAGUAUUUUAAACGGCAUUUAAUAAGUUAAAUUACAAUGUCAAUCACCAUCAAAACCGAACCGGAUCAAAUAGAAAGUUUACUUCAAACAUGUAGACUUUGUUUGAGCGAAGAAUCUGUGGACAGUGUUUUUGACGAAGAGGGCUUGCAGCAAUGGAUUUCGGAUUAUCUUUCGAUAGAGAUAUCAUCAGAAGAUCAUUUGAGUCAAGCUGUCUGCUCCAUCUGCCGAAUACAAUUGAAAGAAUUUCAUCAGUAUCGAGAAAGAUGCCUUGAUGUUCAAAGAGCGCUGGAAUCCCAAAUUCAAACUCAAAUUGAUCCCUACAAGGAAAAUGCUGAAAUGGCGCCCUCUCUAGAAAAUCAGGAAAGUCAACUGUGUCUAGAAUUGGUGCAAAAUGUGGAGGCUGGUGAAUUGGUAGACAUAGGAGAAGUAAAAAUCGAAACAGAAUUGCCAGCAUCUUCAGGCAUAGAUGAGCAAAUAAGCUUGAAGCAAGCAUCAGAAGUUCAAACAGAAGAUAAUACCGCAAAUCUCCAGUUACUUGAGUGUGAAAUAUGUCAUAAACUAUUCCGCUCUAUACAGCGGUUGGAAAGCCAUACGAAGUGUGUACAUGGUCCAAAAAAAUAUGAAUGUGUUCCCUGUGGAUUGGCAUUUGCUUAUAAAAGUCAUUAUGAUGUGCAUUUGCAAACUGACGGGCAUGCCAAAAAAACGCCGCCCAUUGAAGCUUUCGAGGCAUCUGUUUCGAACAAAGAAAUCCAGUGCAUUGAAUGCGAUGUAUAUUUUACAAGAAAAGCACAGCUGUAUACCCACAAUACAAGAAGGCAUAAACCCAGAAAAUAUGCUUGCCCCACAUGUCAAAAGUUGUAUGUAACCAGGUACGAAUUGAACAGACAUGUCAAAACCCUCCACAACACGACUGGGGACAGGCCAUUCGAGUGUGACAUUUGUCACAAGACAUUCAAGCUUAAAUAUAUAGCCGAUGAGCAUAAGAAACGAGUGCACGGUCCGAAACUGCAUCAUUGCAGUAUUUGUGUGACCAGUUUCAGCUUAAAAAACAUAAACAUAUGUACUGAUCGUUGUGAACUUGGUUUGUGUUUAUAUUUUGUAUUCUAUUCCAAGUAUUUUAAACGGUAUUUAAUAAGCUGUAUUACGAUGGCAAUGGCUAUCAAAACCGAACCAGAUGAAAUAGCAAGUUUACUUAAUACAUGUAGACUUUGUUUGAGCGAAGAAUUUGUGGACAGUGUUUUUGACGAAGAGGGCUUGCAGCAAUGGAUUUCGGAUUAUCUUUCGAUAGAGAUAUCCUCAGAAGACUAUUUGAGUCAUGCUGUCUGCUCCAUCUGCCGGAUACAAUUAAAAGAAUUUCAUCAGUAUCGAGAACGCUGCCAUGAUGUACAAAGAACACUGAAAUCCAAAAUUCGCAUUCAAAUGUUUGAUUCCUAUAAGCAAAAUGCUGAAAUGGCACCCUGUCUAGAAAAUCAGGAAGGUGAAUUGGUGGACAUAGGAGAAAUAAAAAUCGAAACAGAAUUGCCAGCAUCUCCAGGCAUAGAUGAUCAAAUAAGCUUGAAGCAAGCUUCAGAAGUUCAAACAGAAGACAGUACCGCAAAUCUCCAGUUACUUGAGUGUGAAAUAUGUCAUAAACUAUUCCGCUCUAUACUGCGGUUGGAAAGCCAUAUGAAGGGUGUACAUGGUCCAAAAAAAUAUGAAUGUGUUCCCUGUGGAUUGGCAUUUCCUUAUAAAAGUCAUUAUGAUGUGCAUUUGCAAACUGACGGGCAUGCCAAAAAAACGCCACCCAUUGAAGCUUUCGAGGCAUCUGUUUCAAACAAAGAAAUCCAGUGCAUUGAAUGCGAUGUAUAUUUUACAAGAAAAACACAGCUGUAUACCCACAACACAAGAAGGCAUAAACCCAGAAAAUAUGCUUGCCCCACAUGUCAAAAGUUGUAUAUAACCAGGUACGAAUUGGACAGACAUGUCACAACCCUCCACAACACGAGUGGGGACAGGCCAUUCGAGUGUGACAUUUGUCACAAGACAUUCAUGCUCAAAUAUAUAGCCGAUGAACAUAAGAAACGAGUGCACGGUCCGAAACUGCAUCAUUGCAGUAUUUGUGUAUCCAGUUUCAGCUCAAACUCUCACCUGACUCGGCAUAUUCGGAGCAUUCACAAGCGAAACGCCUGAAGGAAAUGGCUUCUCAACUUGGAAUUGGGCGCUUUCAGAGACAUUAGCACAGUGCGCAACUCAGUGUUUGGCGAAUAAAAAUGAAUGUGAUUGAAACGAUACAAACAUUUGAUUUCUUUUAUAUCAAUCACUGUGCACUCUGGAGCUUAAAAAUUAUAUAUGACAGAGGCACGACCAUGCUGAAUUGCCUGGGUAGGACAAACGUGUAGUAUCUUGAGUCUCAAAUCUUGAGCUUCUACCUAUAGGUAUGCAUUUUUUUCUUCUUAGAAACAUUUCAAGAAAUACAAAUUAGCGAUCUGAGUCGAUGUUGGGAUCUCUAAAAGUACUGACAGCAAUGACGUCAGAGAAGUGUCGGCCAUCUACCAGCACAAGGACGAUUUAGUUGCAAACUUCGCCGUUUGGGUGUCCUCAUAAGUCCCUUCAACUAUUUCCGGAUCAUUAUGCAUUCAACAUCAUGUUCUGCCUAAUCGCUGGCUACCUUGGGCUGUCACCGUCAGUAUUGCUAACGCGAUACAGCGCUUUUUAUUCAGCCGCUGAAUGCCAGAACAGACGCUAUUUGAGCCGCACCUCCUUGGUGAACAGACGCUCGGGACGUACCUCCUCAAUCUAGCUAAAGUCAGAAGGACAAAUGUCCAGGAUGGACUACCAUCUAACAACACAGCCUUCAGUUGGCGGUCUUUAUCAUCGAUUGACCCAAGGUAGCAUGAGGUAGGAACUAGUGAGGACUAGAGAUAUGUUGGAGACUCCCUGUCAGCUCACCGUUUUGCAGCUAUUUAGUGCAGCAGUGCUGCUAGUCUUCUUGAUAAAGCGGUCUUCAUAUUAGCAUAAGGCCAGCGCUGACGAUACUGCUGUCAGCAGCUGUUCUGUAUCAUCCCAAACGUCUCAUAAAACGGCUCAUGUGUUUUCAUUCUUUGCACGACUCUGGCAAUAGACUCUGAUCUGAACAUCUGAAUGUAAACAUAAACAUAUGUUGAUUCUUGUGAAGCUCUGGUUUAUGUUCACAUUUUGUAUACUAAUCCACGAAUUUAAAUCAAUACGUUAAGAAGCCAAAUUACGAUGUCCAUGGUCGUCAAAACCGAACCGAAGGAAGGCGGAAGUUUGUUUCAAACGUGUCGACUUUGUUUGAGCGAAGAAUCUGUCGAGAGUGUAUUUAACGGAGGUGGCUUACGGCAAUGGAUUUCGGAUUAUCUUUCGAUAGAGAUAUCCUUAGAAGACCAUUUGAGCCAGGCUAUUUGCUCCAUCUGCCGAAUACAAUUGAUGGAAUUUCAUCAGUUUCGAGAACGAUGCCAUGAAGUACAAAGCACGCUGAUAUCCGAAAUCCGCACCGAAAAUUCUGAUUCGUACAAGGGAGAGACCAUUAUUGAACCCGCUCUAGAAAGUCAGGAAGAUGACCUGUUGCAGGAAUCGUUUCAAAAUGUGGUGGCUGAUGAAUCGAUGGACAUAGGAGAAAUUAAAAUCGAAACUGAUGCCAAUGCAGAAUUGACAACAUUUCCAGACACAAAUAAACAUACAAAUGGAACGCAAACUGCAGUAGUACAGAUAGAAGACGAUGCCAACAACCACCAGUCACUUGAAUGUGAUAUAUGCCAUAAAAUAUUGGGCUCCACAGCAAGGCUGAAAUGUCAUAUAAGAGUUGUACAUGGUCCAAAAAAAUUCGAUUGCGUUCCCUGUGGAGUAUCAUUUACUGAACG